Messenger RNA from Rubroshorea leprosula, 750 nucleotides. The record is from the annotation of a GenBank genome assembly. NCBI's taxonomy places the organism in Eukaryota, Viridiplantae, Streptophyta, Magnoliopsida, Malvales, Dipterocarpaceae.
GAUUUCAGAAUUGAGAGAAAAAUGAGAAAAUGCUUUUUGAUCUUCUGCAGGUUCAUGAUAAUGUGUGUUGAUCAGUGAUCAUCAGGAGCUCAAAAUGAAGGAGAAUUUGUCUCGAGUUUCGCGUAAAAAUGGGACCCAAGAAUCAGUUUCCAGCGCCGGCCGUGCGGGAGAAAUCAUCACAAGGAAAAAGAACAGGUACGCCGUGGGGGCUGAUUGCGACGGAGGAGGAGGAGAUUCGAUCGAGUGUUCGGGCAAAUACUGCCGCUCAUGCAGCGCUGGGUUGAUAGCCGACUGUGUGGCACUCUGUUGCUGCCCCUGUGCGUUAAUCAACCUCCUCACCCUGGCAUUUGUCAAAGUUCCAUGGAAAAUGGGGAGGAGGUGUUUGGGGCUGGGGAAAAAGAAGAGGAAAAAGCUGGAAACGAAGGGAAAAUGCAGGAAAAGUGAGGAAUUUCCCAUGGGGGAUAGAAAUGGAAAUUCAAGAAGGGGAGGGGUAGAGGAAGGAAUUUUGGAAAUGUUGUCGGGGUUGGAUGGGGAAGAAGAAAUGUACAAGGCGGAGAAGGUUUGGUUAGAUCUCUACGAGGUUGGCAAGUUGGGUUUUGGGAGGGUAUCGUCAAGCGUUGAAUUUGAAUCUUAGAUUAAUUAAGGGGUAAAUUAGGAAAAAAAUUAUUAGUUUUAAUGCUGUAAAUUCUCAAUUUUCUUUCCACUUUUGGGAAGUUAAUUAACCGUCAAAAAUCAAGUUUUUCAUUUUAG